AUGUCGAAAUCCGAGACGGUCCACGCCGAUGCGCGGCGCUUCCUCGACGAGCGCGGCAGCAACGUCGGCCUCGCGCCCAACGGCCUCAACCCCGCCAACAUUAUGGAAAAGGCCGUCAAGGACCGCAUCACCGACAGCUACUUCUACAAGGAGCAGUGCUUCGCGCUCAACGAGGCCGACAUUGUCGACCGCGUCGUCGAGCACGUGCGCUUCAUCGGCGGCACCUCGGGCAUGACGCAGAAGCCGAGCCCCUUCCUCUGCCUGGCCUUUAAGCUGCUGGAGCUGUCGCCGUCCGACGCUGUCCUCGCCGAGUAUCUCGCCUACGGCGGCGAGCACUUCAAGUACCUGCGCGCGCUCGCGUGCUUCUACCUGCGCCUCACGCGCCAGGCCAGGGACGUCUACGAGACGCUCGAGCCCUUUCUCGCGGACCGCCGCAAGCUGCGCCGCAAGGGCCGCGACCGCACGUACCUGUCGUGGAUGGACGAGUUUGUCGACGAGCUGCUCACCAAGGACCGUGUGUGCGCGACGAGCCUCUGGAAGAUGCCGAAGCGCGAGACCCUGGAGGACGCCGAGGUGCUGGAGCCGCGCGUCAGCCCGCUCGGCGACUUGGAGGAUCUACUCGAAGAGGAAGACGAGGGCGAGGAAGCAGAAGCGGAGAGAGACGAGGAGGGUAGGAGCUCGGAGAAUAGUAGGAAUGGCCGUGAGGAGUCGGGUGAGAUCUCGGAGCACGAUGGCAUGGACAUUGACCGCGAAGACGACCGCAGAAACGACAGCCGAAGUCCUUGA
This is a messenger RNA of Akanthomyces muscarius, 786 nucleotides long. RefSeq lists its product as uncharacterized. The transcript has a single exon. Gene Ontology annotation, cellular component: precatalytic spliceosome. Lineage: Eukaryota; Fungi; Ascomycota; Sordariomycetes; Hypocreales; Cordycipitaceae. The record is from RefSeq and is a predicted model, not a curated record. Bases 1 to 786 code for a protein of 261 amino acids.